CAGGUCGUAUCUCUCACGUCUCUCUGUCUGUUAUAAAUUGGGGUUUCGAAGAAUCUGGGUUUUGUUUUGCUAGGGAACCAAACCCUUCCUCCUCCUCCGUUCAAGCUUGAGGCUCUAUCUGCUCUUUAACCGGCUGAAAUGGGAGAAAAAUGGAGGAGAAGCAUUGAUUUGAUGUUCUCAAUCCUUCUCAUCUUCAUCACGGCGUUGGCUUUGGUUUCAGCCGAUCGAGGUUUGAUGAAUCGCAUUCCGGCCAUGGCCGAGAAGGAAAAGGAGGACUCAAGCUAUUUAACUAAGGUUUUAGGUUUCUUGUGGCGAGCUGAUGGAUCUGGGUAUCAUCAUGUCUGGCCUCCGAUGAAAUUUGGUUGGCAAAUAGUGGUCGGCUCAGUGGUUGGGUUCUUCGGGGCCGCGUUAGGCAGCGUGGGAGGUGUCGGUGGUGGAGGGAUUUUUGUUCCGAUGCUUGCUUUGAUCAUCGGGUUUGAUCCAAAAUCUUCCACUGCGAUAUCGAAAUGUAUGAUCACAGGUGCAGCUGCUUCUACUGUUUACUAUAAUCUUAGGCUGAGGCAUCCUACUUUAGAUACAUCGCUCAUCGACUAUGAUCUUGCUUUGCUCUUCCAACCUAUGCUUAUGCUUGGGAUUAGUAUUGGAGUCAUUUUCAAUGUAGUUUUUCCGGACUGGAUGGUCACAGUUCUUCUGAUCAUUCUCUUCUUAGUUACCUCAACCAUGGCGUUCAUGAGGGGCGUUGAGACAUGGAAGAAGGAGACGUUGAUGAAGAAGGAGGCAGCCAAAAACCCCGAGUUUAAAGAUGCGAACGAAGAAGCUGAGUACAAGCUUAUUCCUGGCGGCCCUGGCAACACUGCUCAAAUGGAGGACAACUCAGAUACUGAACAAGAGUUUUCAAUCAUUGAAAAUGUCUCCUGGAAGGAUCUGGGCCUUCUACUAUUUGUCUGGAUAGCUUUUCUUGCACUGCAGAUUACAAAAAACCAUACAAGAACAUGUUCAGUAUGGUAUUGGGUGUUGAAUUUGCUGCAGAUCCCAGUUUCUGUUGGUGUCAGUUUGUACGAAGCUGUCAGUUUGUACAAGGGUAGAAGAGUGAUCGCGUCGAAGGGAGAAGUAGUGACGGAGUGGAAGAUUCAUCAGCUCGUAAUAUACUGCUUAUUCGGUAUCAUUGCCGGCAUGGUUGGAGGAUUGCUUGGUUUAGGAGGAGGUUUUAUUCUUGGUCCUCUUUUCUUGGAGUUGGGAAUUCCACCUCAGGUAUCGAGCGCGACGGCCACCUUUGCCAUGACAUUUUCUGCUUCUAUGUCUGUAGUUCAAUACUACCUUCUAAGUCGUUUUCCGGUCCCAUAUGCCAUAUACUUCGCGGCGGUGGCCACAGUUGCUGCAUUUGUUGGCCAACAUGUUGUGAGAAAGAUUAUACUUAUUAUGGGGAGAGCAUCUCUCAUCAUCUUCAUACUGGCUUUUACAAUCUUUAUAAGUGCUAUUUCCUUAGGCGGGGUUGGUAUUUCACGUAUGAUACAUAAAAUUCAACUGCAGGAGUACAUGGGCUUUGAGAACCUAUGCCUUGCAUAGUAAGAAAUUAGCAUUAGUGUUAUUUUUGGGCGUGACGUGCACAGCCUCAUGCUACAGUAUUUUGGUAUGUUGGCUUGUAUCAAUGUUAUUCUUUUGAUAAAUUUCUUUAGUAUUAUUUCAUAAUUCUAAAUUUUGGUCUAUUCCGUUGCUCUUUGCUGUUUAGGGAAUUUUUUUUUU
Phalaenopsis equestris is the source of this 1743-nucleotide messenger RNA. Its product is annotated as sulfite exporter TauE/SafE family protein 3-like. The record is from RefSeq and is a predicted model, not a curated record. Bases 139 to 1566 code for a protein of 475 amino acids. Gene Ontology annotation, biological process: protein ubiquitination. The transcript has 12 exons. Gene Ontology annotation, cellular component: membrane; Cul4A-RING E3 ubiquitin ligase complex. Lineage: Eukaryota; Viridiplantae; Streptophyta; Magnoliopsida; Asparagales; Orchidaceae.